Molecule: messenger RNA, 2299 nt
Organism: Lampris incognitus (smalleye Pacific opah)
Lineage: Eukaryota; Metazoa; Chordata; Actinopteri; Lampriformes; Lampridae
Gene: pigs
Product: phosphatidylinositol glycan anchor biosynthesis, class S
Exons: 12
Coding region: 227-1870 (547 amino acids)
Biological process (GO): attachment of GPI anchor to protein
Cellular component (GO): GPI-anchor transamidase complex
Source: RefSeq, a predicted model, not a curated record
UAACAAGCGGAAGCGCGAACGUUUCCAUUUGACCUGUAGUUGUUUUGCGCUUCGCAGCUCGCUGUCUUUCCACAUGUUUUUGUGGUUGUCAUUGAAACUUAACCAGUUCGCUGGGCCACCGGCCGGGCAGGAAAUAACAGACGUCUCUGCUUCUGCUGCAGAUCGGGGUUGUUUUUACAUGCAGGCUUUUUAUUUCAGUUAGCGUAAGCGAGGCCAGCUCGCUGCUAUGGCUAUAGCAGCUGUGGUGAUUGUCAUUGGAGUCCCUCUAUGGUGGCGGACCACGGAAACAUACCGUGCAUGGUUGCCUGUCAAUCAGAUCAAUGAACUGGCUAAGCUACAGCUGCAGUUGAGUGUCGACGUGGAGGUUGUGUUUGCACGGGGAACUCUGACUCCAGAGCAGCAGAAGAAGGUUCCACUGACACAGACACAGGAAGAGGAGCACUCAGCAGAUGAGAACACAGCCUUGAGAUAUAGGUAUGAGACCAAGCACCGCACAGCUACGAUUAUGGAAGAGGAUGCCCUUAACAAGCCCACUGCUGCAGAGGCAGACCUCUCUCUGCACACGCUCAGUGAGAGUCCAUGUGGUUCUGUGGUUGUGUACGUGAUUCCAGAAUCCUCUUCACUGCUCCCUGAGGAUGUGAGCGUGUACAUUGGUCAGCGGCGGACCGCCCUGCUGCGUAUUGGUGCGCAGAUGAAAGUGGGCCGAACUUUGGAGCAGUUGCUGGCUCACCUGGGGCCUCGGGUGAAGCAGGUGCUCCAGGUGAUGUCAUUCAGUCACACUGACAUCACCGCCGCCCUCAGUGACAGAGUCCGCCUUGGUCCAGGCAACAAGGAGAGCAUUGCUGAUAGCAUGAGAGCCUUCAAAUCCAGCCCAGGUUAUGAGAUUACCUUCAGCCUGCUGAACCCAGACCCGAAGUCACACCGUCUACACUGGGACAUAGAGGGUGCCAUCCAGAGCUACAUCCAGCCUUUGCUUAUGAAACUGGCACCUGUGGCCAACUUCAGUAUUGACUCCCAGAUCUUGUACUACGCUAUGCUGGGUGUCAACCCUCGCUUUGACAGCAACCUGCAAACCUAUACGCUCCAUGCUGACAGCCUCGCCCAUGUCAUCAACCCCGUGGAGGCCAGGCUAGGUUCGAAUGCAGCUUCGUCCAACCCAGUGUUGAACUUCCUGCUGUACGUCCCUGAUGCUCAGCAUUCACCACUUUACAUUCUGGGCCGCAGGAGAGAAACUGUCCCCUCUAAUGCAUUUCAUUCACCGCGUUGGGGCGGGAUCAUGGUUUAUAAUGUUGAUGAUUUAUAUGGACCAGAAGCUGCGUUCCCUGUGAGCGUCAACAUUAACAUGGCCAAAGUCAUGGGAGUCUUCCUCGCACAGCUUCGUUUGAUGCUGGGAGUGCAGCCAUCCUCCCCUCCCGCUGGCUUCCUGGUGGCGCCGUGUGGCAGCACAGGAUUGGCCGACUGGGAGCUGGACCGCCUCAUGUGGAGCCGAACUGUGGAGAACAUCGCCACGGCAACCACCACCAUCACCUCACUGGCACAGCUGCUCGACCAGAUAGGCAACAUUGUCAUCAACGACAACAUUGCCGAGCAGGUGUCGAGUACAGUCACAUCGCUGCAGCUGGCCGUGGCUGAGCUGGAGGCAGGUAAUCUAGGCUUUGCUCUCCAGUACAGUAAGGAAGCCAUCUUGGCUUCAGAGAGAGCUUUCUUUGACCCCUCACUCCUCCAUCUCCUGUACUUCCCCGAUGACCAGAAGUUUGCCAUCUACAUCCCUCUGUUCCUGCCCAUGUGUGUGCCUAUUCUGCUGUCGCUGCUUAAAAUGGCGUCUGAGGCUCGACAGAGACUCAAGGACAAAGAAGCCAAGAAGGACUAAAACUCUGCAGCAGAGAAUACUGGUGCUGCUUCACAGGAAGUCUGUAAACUCUACACUCAUGAUGGACAAAUUAUAAUCCAUGUGUGGCCUUUACAACGAAGUUUUAAAGAAUGGUUUACCUGGAAAACCAGAGAGCAUGAACAAAGCCUCCGUAACUAUUAACACCAGAAGCGUGGGAUGGGGUUUCUAUGGCUGUUUUAAGGGAAAUAACUGUUCUCAUUGUAAUGUUUUAAUGAAUGACUACUGCAGUUGUCGAGCACUGAAUUGCUGUAAACUUAAUGUUGUUAAAAUGGUUGGUAAAGUGGUGAUUUUUUUUUAUAUUUAAAUUUUCAAUUUAUGUUCUAAGUUAUUACCAAUUAAAGUUACAUUUGUAACUAUUGCAUUUUUAUUUUUUAAAUUCAAGUGUUUAACUGCUACAAAACUAACAUA